Messenger RNA from Amborella trichopoda, 1858 nucleotides. RefSeq names its product PIF / Ping-Pong family of plant transposase. The record is from RefSeq and is a predicted model, not a curated record. Lineage: Eukaryota; Viridiplantae; Streptophyta; Magnoliopsida; Amborellales; Amborellaceae.
UGUGGCAUUACCCUAGUUUAUUCAGCGGCAGGCAAAUUGGGAGGGCUGGGCCCACAGGGCCAAUUGCUAAGUGUAAAGCCGGUGAUGGCCCUCCACCUGCUCUGAGGGAAGAAGAGAGAAAUCCUGGGAGAAAGAGCGUGGAAUGCUGUGUUUGGAGAAAGGAAUAGGCAGGGUUCUGAAAUUGUGUUGUUUGGCUGUUCCCUCUUCUUUACCUCAUGGUGCUUCAGAGCAGCUUUGAUAACUUGGAGUGAGUUGCGGCACAAAAGGAGAUGGAUCCUUCCCUUGUGUUGAUGCUCUCCAACCUCCUCCAACUCCAGAACCAUUUGGACCCCUCCCUCACCACCUCCCUGGCCGAUUCCCAUAGCAGUGCCGCCCCCCUCCUCUUUUUCACAAUCGCGUCUGUCCUCUCCUAUGCUGCGGCUGCCCUCCAAUCUCGCACCACCAGUGGCACCACCACUGCUAGCGGCACAAACAAUGCCGGAGCCGGAGCUGACAGUGACCACGACCACAGCAUCAGCGCCUUCCGCUCUCUCGCCAUGGAGCACAUAUGGGCCAUGGAGCCGCUUGCCCGGGACGCACAGUGGCGGUCCUCUUACGGCCUCUCGUACCCUGUGUUUGCAAGCCUUGUGGACCAGCUGAAACCCCAUCUCAAUCGUGCCAACCUUCCCCUCCCCCCUGACUAUGCCCUGUCUAUGGCCCUUUCCCGUCUGACCCACGGCUCCUCGGCACGGUCCAUGUCCCCAAACUUCAAGCUUGACCCCUUCCUCAUUGCCAAGACCACCAACACCAUCACCCGCCUCCUCUCCACCAAGCUCUACUCCAAUUACAUACGCGUCCCUGUCAGCCACCGCCUACUCCAGACUGUCCAGGCCUUCAAGGAGCUCUCAGGGCUCCCCAACAUUUGUGGAGCCAUUGACGGGAGCCAUGUCAAGCUGUCACGGACCCCUUCCUCGGAUCCACUUGCCUUCAAGUGCAGGCAUAAUUUCUAUUCCGUCCUCCUCCAGGUCAUUGCCGACCAUAGGCACAUCUUCUGGGAUGUGUGCGUCAAAGCCCCAGGCUCUACUGAUGAUGCCUCCCACUUCAGGGAGAGCCUCUUGUACGCUCGGCUCACUUCGGCUGAGAUUCUGCGAGACUCAGUGAUCAAUGUACGAGGCCGCCUUGUUAGGCCUUAUAUUGUUGGGGACUGGUGCUACCCUUUGCUCUCUUGUUUGCUCACCCCCUUCUCGCCGAAUGGUACUGGCACCCCUGCUCAGAACCUCUUUGAUGCUUGCUUGAUGAGGGGGAGGGGGGUGGUGGAGCACGCCCUCGGGUUGCUCAAGGGGAGGUGGCGCAUACUCCAGGAUUUGAAUGUGGACCUGAACCAUGCUCCCCAAACUAUUGUUGCGUGUUGUGUGCUCCACAAUAUAUGUCAGAUUGCAGGGGAGCCAGAGACUCCUCUAUGGAAGGACCCUAAGGAGAUGGGGCCAGUUGCGAGGGUGUUGGAGAGUGAGAAGUUGAUGUAUUAUUGUGGGGAGAGUUUGAGGCAGGCUAUGGCUGACGAUCUCCAAGAGAGGCAGCAGCAUGCUUGAUGAGGUGUGGUAGCGAAUUUUCAAUUCUGGCUAUUCCUUUUGCUGCCACGGAAUAUGGAAAAAUAGCUGCUGUAUUGUAUCGACAUCGUAAAAUAUUGGGAUCAUCUCAAGGCUACAUUAGUUUCCUUUUCUAUGGGAUCAUCUCAAGGCUACAUUAGUUUCCUUUUCUACUUUUGUAGUAUACAUUGCUUCUCUGUUUUGAAUCUUCGAGACUGUGAGAAAGAAGAUCUGUCAAACUCAUUGCAUAACAUACAAGGAUAUUUAAACUGUUACUCCUUGUGGCACAAACU